This is a messenger RNA of Cadophora gregata, 1740 nucleotides long. RefSeq lists its product as uncharacterized. The coding region runs from base 1 to 1740 and encodes 579 amino acids. The transcript is spliced from 3 exons. NCBI's taxonomy places the organism in Eukaryota, Fungi, Ascomycota, Leotiomycetes, Helotiales, Ploettnerulaceae. The record is from RefSeq and is a predicted model, not a curated record.
AUGCAACUCCUCACCGUCCUCGCCGCAACUGCGGUUGUAAACACCGUUCUUGCUGUCCAGCCUGUUGUUCAAGAACUGGAGAAAAAGACUCCCGACAAGCACAGCCGUUGGUGGAGAUCUAGACAUGCUGGCCACGAACACGAUGGAGAUAGUCAACAUACCGGAAAUGAAGAAUCGGUUUCUGAAGUCCCUACCUUUGAUGACCCAAUGAUCUCCUCAACCUCGAUAUCCUCCACCGUCGACACGGCAGCAACUUUCACCUUUGCCGGGUAUCCUUAUAUGGCCGAGCAAUCCAUCUCGACUAGUUCAAUCAUCGCUUCCAGCUCUGCACUCAGCUCGGCAAUUCCAUCAUACCGCUACCCAAACACCACAAAAUGCUCCGUAACAAGCAGUCUACCAGCUACCUCGUCGAGCAUUGUAUCUUACAGCUACCAAAAAACCACAGAGGACCCAACAACAAGCACUGUACCAGCCAGCUCAUCGAAUAUUGCGUCCUACAGCUACCAGAAAACCACAGAGGACCCAACAACAAGCACUGUGCCAGCGAGUUCAUCGAGCUUAGUAGCCUACGUCUACCAAAACCUCACAGAAAGCUUCUCAACGAGCACCGCGCCAGCAACUUCAUCGAGCAUGGCUUCCUACAUCUACCAGAAUACAACAGAGAGCUCUCUAACGAGUACCGCGCCAGCCACUUCAUCGAGAAUGGCGUCAUACAGCUACCAAAACACAACAGAGGCUCCUCCCACAAGUACCGUACCAGCUACUUCAUCCAGUAUAGCAUCUUACGUCUACCAAAAUACCACAGAAGCUCCUCCCACAAGUACCGUACCAGCUAACUCAACAAGUAUGGCAUCCUACAGCUACUUUAACACCACAGAGGCCCCUCGAACAAGCACUGUAUCAGCUAGCUCAUCGAUGAUAUCAUCCUACAGCUACCCAAACACUACACACACCUACACUUAUCCCAACACAACUUCGGCCUACUUCACCAACUCCUCGACCGUCUUCCCAACCUCAACUUCAGCUUGCUCUGUCUCCGCCUUGACCAGCACAUUAACGGUAACCGAGAGCAUAACCACAACAUUCACAUACUCACCAUCCCGCGCCUCGAACUACACCUGGAUCACAAGCAUGUCUUCAUCAACACAUUCGCCUGCGCCGUUCCUAAACGUUACGGUUACAUUCAAUGCUAGCCAGACCUCGAACUUCACCACAUUCAAGGCGAGCUCAUAUUACUCGACCAAAGUGCUAUCUACCAUACUAGCAUCCACCACCGCUUCCGAGAAGUCCUCAGCAGUAUCAUCAAGCAUCUUCGAAGUCAUUCCAACAUCCAUCCUUGUCUCCGCAGAUCCAAUCUACGUGGCCCCAACAAGCGCCGUCUUGCACCCCACCACGACAGCCUCGCAAACCACUACAGUCGUAGAAGGUGAGGCCACGGGUGUGCCUGACCCAACUGCUUUCCAUUGUGGUGUUCACGGAUUGCCAAUUGGAUUGUAUAAGAUUGCGGAGUAUUGGGAGGAGAAAGCUGGUGUGGAUGUUACUCUUGAGGGGUGUUAUGAGUUCUGUGAGGCCAAUAGCAAGGGAUGUUUCUCCUACUCCUUCUACCACGAAGCAGGAACCGAUGAUGCGAGAUGCGAUCUCUUUGGUGGCAGUGUGGCAGACAGCUUGGAUAGCAUCAUCAAGGAAGUGCCUCGGGUAUGGUACGAUGUUGGAUGUGGAAAUCCUCUUCUCUUGAACUGA